Molecule: messenger RNA, 5025 nt
Organism: Conger conger (European conger)
Lineage: Eukaryota; Metazoa; Chordata; Actinopteri; Anguilliformes; Congridae
Gene: ptpn9a
Product: protein tyrosine phosphatase non-receptor type 9a
Biological process (GO): protein dephosphorylation
Molecular function (GO): protein tyrosine phosphatase activity
Source: RefSeq, a predicted model, not a curated record
AAUUGUAACCAGCAGGGGGAAGUUUUGGGGGUUGGCGUUCAGUGCCUGAGGUCUUUGCUUUUGAAGAAAUAAGCAACAGCGGAAUUAAAAGAUUUCAAGCCAGCGACGCAGGAAUGCUUCCGAACUUACCGUUUUAGCCUAUAGUAGUGUUAUGAGGACCAGCAAGUGAAUAUGACGCUAAAUAUAUUAGUUGCGAUCAACCAUCGUAGAAGAACAUGACGGUCAAGGAAACAAGACUAUAAAGGUUUCUUUAAAAUGCAGUCAGAUUGCAUUCUCAGAACAUAGUAAAGAGAACCGUAGAUGUUUUGUUUCUCUGGACAGUAUAGUCUGAAGACGAAGAAAAUGUGUUUUACUUUAUAUAUUGCAUGCUUUAUGAUAAAUGGUUCAUAUCGAUAGUUACGUGGUUGCCUGAACUGCUUACAGUAUCUAGGUUGUGUAAUUAUCCUAUAAUUUACAGCGAAUUGUAGCAUCCCUUUGUUUUAUUUUACGAUCGUGUUAAACGGCUCUUAGUAGGCUAAUACAUUUCAUAAAAGGAGCACACUGCUAUUGAAGAAGACCGAGUCGGAAGAACGACAGCGAGGAAUGGCCAGUUUGUCGGCAGAAGAAGAGCAGGCCACGAAGCAGUUCUUGGAGGAGAUAAACAAGUGGACCACGCAGCAUGGCGUCUCGCCUCUGUCCUGGAACGUGGCCGUCAAGUUUCUCAUGGCCCGCAAGUUUGACGUGCUGCGAGCCAUCGAGCUCUUCCACAGCUACAGGGAGACUCGGUUGAAGGAAGGGAUUGUGAAGUUGCAGCCACAGGAAGAGCCACUAAGGUCUGAGCUCCUGAGCGGGAAGUUCACCGUGCUGAGCGUACGGGACCCCUCAGGAGCCUCCAUCGCCCUCUACACCGCCCGGCUGCACCACCCCAACCGGACCGGCACCCACGUGGUUCUGCAGGCGCUGUUCUACCUGCUGGACCAGGCUGUGGAAAGUUUUGAGACACAGCGGAAUGGCCUGGUGUUCAUCUACGACAUGGCCGGCUCCAACUACACCAACUUUGAACUGGACCUGAGUAAAAAGAUCCUCAAUCUGCUCAAGGGGGCGUUCCCUGCCAGGCUGAAGAAGGUCUUCAUCGUGGGGGCGCCGGUCUGGUUCCGCGUGCCCUACAACCUGCUCAGCCUCCUGCUGAAGGACAAGCUGAGAGAGAGGGUGCAGAUGGUGAAGAUGGCGGACCUGAGGCAGCACCUCCCCAGGGACUGCCUCCCAGAGCACCUGGGGGGGCUGCUGUCUCUGGACACACAUGGCUGGAACCAGCAGCUCCUGGCGGGGCAGAACGGGCGCACAGACCCCGUGGAUGAGCUGGUGGGGGUCCCGCUGGGGGAGAGCUCCAUACACGUCCCCGGUCCUGAGGCUGUCAGUCUGAUCGAGUUCACCGCCCAGCUGGGCCACGCCCAGAGAGCCGGGCUCUACGAGCAGUACGAGGAAAUCCGCAAGGAGAGCCCGUCCGGAACCUUCCACUGUGCCCUAGCGGCCUACAACCAGGAAAGGAAUCGCUAUGGAGACGUCCUGUGUCUGGACCAAACACGCGUUCGCCUCAAGCCCCGGAGAAACGAGAAAUCUGACUACAUAAACGCCAGCUUUAUGGAUGGGUACAAACACAAGAAUGCCUACAUUGGAACUCAAGGGCCCCUGGAGAAGACGUACGCCCACUUCUGGAGGAUGAUUUGGGAGCAAAAUGUCCUUGUCAUCGUCAUGACAACCAGGACGGACGAGGGCGGCAGGCGGAAGUGCGGGCAGUACUGGCCACUGGAGGAGGGCGGGCAGGAAGUCUACGGACCCAUCGCCGUGGUGAACCAGAGGGUGGACAACCACGCCCACUACAACCAGACCACACUGGAGCUGCACAACACAGAGAACUGUGAGCAGAGGCAGGUGACCCACUUCCAGUACCUGAGCUGGCCUGAUUACGGCGUGCCCACAUCCGCCGUCACACUCAUCCACUUCCUGGGGGCGCUGAAGAGGCAGCAGAAGAAGGCGGUCCAGGCCAUGGGCUCCCAGUGGAGGGGCCACCAUGCAGGACCGCCCAUCCUUGUCCACUGCAGUGCCGGGAUUGGCCGGACAGGUACACUGUGUGCCCUGGACAUCUGCCUGUCCCAGCUGCAGGACGUGGGCACCAUGAACAUCUGCCAGACGGUGCGCAGAAUGAGAACACAGAGAGCCUUCAGCAUCCAGACCCCAGAACAGUACUACUUCUGCCACACUGCCAUCCUCGAGCACGCCCAAAAACAGGGCAUGCUCACGGCCAAUCACUGAGCCCCCUUCCCACACGCCAACCAAUCGCAGGUAUCAGAGGUGGCCAUGACUGUCCCAGCCCCUCCUCUUUUUGCUUUUUCUUUUGUUUUUCUGUUGGAUUUUAUUUUUUAUUUUUUCCCUGGCAGUACCCAUCAGCUGCAGCAGCUACAUUUAGCGAUCUGCAGAAGGGCCCAGGACACAGUCAGACCUGGUCUGGCUGAUCCCACCGCUAUGACCACCAGCUCUUCACCUUAACGGGAGCCUGGCGAAAAAAGCCAUAGGUCUCUAGACACGCUCUCUAUGUCUUAACUGUCGUCUGUUCUCAGUGCUGUAAACAGUGAAGUUCUGUCCAACUCAGUGUGGUAUUUUGUGACCAAGGUACUUGUGGUGACUGAUGAUUGAAUUUGAUUGUCAUUGGCUUCUUACUAAUCGACCACCUUCAGAUGCAUAUUAUAUUUUGAACUGACAAAGGAUUUGGGGAGUUGCCUAUCUAGCAGGGGGACAUGCCACUCAAGGAUUCACCUAAUCUCCUGUCAAACAAGGAGAAAAAAGGGCUGUGUUGGAAACAAAACACAGAAAAAACUGCCUUAAAUUUGUGAACAAAUGUUUGUGGCUGUGGCUAAAAUCUUUGCAAUAGAUUCCACCUCCCUUUAUUCCCAGUCCAUACUGGCUAAUAAGUUUAGCUUCAGUUCUGUUCUCAUAAUCCAAUAUGCAGUCACUGAGCAGCCUUCUCAUUCAACCUUGCAAUCCUGAUUUGUUCUUGUGUUGGUUGCCAUGGUAGCACAAGCAAAGCUUUGCUCUUGACAAAUAGGGUGUGUCCAACCCAACCGCAGCCGCCUCAUUGGCCGUUUCACCUUUGCCCACUGCAGGUGACCGAAUGUGAAAGGCAGGGGAGAAACUAUUGCAACAGUAUCUAGUGCGUUUUUUGGGGGUUUUUUCCACAAUCGUGUGUCAUUUAGGGAUCCAAAAAAGAAAUGAGCACAUGGGUGAUUGUGUUGAGUCUGGGAAAUGUCUUUGAAAAUGAAGUGUUUUAUGUACAGCUACAUAGUGGUCAGAAUACCCAGCUCCAUGUUCAAGGAGGUUAUGAGUUGAGCUUUAGUAGCUUCUCAGGUGACCAUAUGUCCAGGCAUUCAGCCCUGAACUGAGAAUGCUGUGCAAUGAUGUUUUGGUAAAAAACUGACAAAACCAAGUCGGGAGUAUAGAGUCCAACUGAAACAAGUAGGAUGGAGAACUAAAUGCACUAUCUCCACUCUCCAUCUAUAUCAUGAUUCCAGCUAAUGUUUUCACAACCUUUACAUCUACUUUCUACACCGUUUGGCUCUGUGAAAUAAGAAAAAACACACCCUAAGGAACAAGGUGCAGGCCAUCAGACCAAAUAUAAUUUCAAGUGGUUCAAUCAAUACAUGCGCUUUUCAGGUGCAAAAUAUGCAUGUAUUGAUCAAAUUCCAGCACCUUUGUGUUUUUGCAAUCUCACAUUGUUGUCUGUUUGGUCUGAGAGCUGGCCUGACCUGUCUCAGACCCGAUAGCCUGCCAUCGUGCCUCAGGGCUUUUCCCAGCACUCCUCAGUCUGUGCCAGGGUUCUUCAUUUCCGUAUGUGGAACCACUCGUUUUAACACCCUGGUUGUAUUUGAACGCCGGACGCAUCGCCGCAGUCCCUCUGAUAAGUGUGUGAGCGCAGGCAAGCACGCUCUCUUUCUCCAGACACCGCUUCUUCUCGCUCCGAAGCCCAGCAGCUGAGCGGCGCAGUCGUUGUGUGGGUGGAGCACAGCCGUUACACAGCUGGCACAGGCAGACUUCAGCCACCUGAGGAACCAGAGGCCGUCUGCUGCAGAGGGAGGCGGGGAGAAUCCCGCUGACAUCCCGCUCCUGCUCCGGGUGACGUGAGGGCAAACUACGCUUCGUUCCGGGGCACCGACGGCCACAGCCGGCCCUGGACACGGUCUGGCCUGCAUCCGUUCUCCUCCACCUCUGAUUAACGUGACCUGUGACCUUUGACCCGAGCUAGAGGGCAAGGAUUCUCUGUGUCUAAGCACUUUCACACAGGCAUUCCAUUUGUGCUUUCUUUUGCUAUAUUCAUUUCUUUUGGUGUACUUUUUAGAAACAAUAUAUUAAAUGUAUAAACAAUGACUGUAGUCUUAUCACAGUAAUGUAAAUGUAGAUUUUGGGGACAGACUUCUGAAUGGCUCAGCUGAACCAGUGGUCAGAAUCAAUAUUUUGCAGGGGGGGGGGGUUAAAAAGAUAACUGGCACUCCCAGCUGGAGGGCUAAGACCGUGUUUUGUGGUUUCUGAUUGUCAUGUGAACAAAUGUGUUCUUUGCUACUGAAUUCAUAUUGAAUUUGCUUGUAGUGAAAUGCCGCUCAGCCACUCAUUCACAUAUGCUCAUAGUUACUCUGUAAUGAAGUCCCUUCACAACCGGGCCCCAAAAACAGCCCAGCUUUAUUUUUCUAUUUUAUUCAUUGCUUGUUUUUUUGUUAUUCAUACUUUGACAAAAAUCUGCUUAAAUUAUAUUUAAAUUGAAGUAUCUGUUGAAGUUUUUUUAGUAUGACUAUUAUAAAGGAAUCCGGCUACUGUUGUAUUACAUGCCCUUUCUGUUCAUUUCUACAUUAUCAGUGGUUCCCAUUUCUUAAGGACCAGGUUUCUCAGUCUGUCGGUCAUGUUAAAACUUGCUAUUGAACCACAGUCUUUAAUCUCAGAAGGAAAACCCCCAAAAAAGGUAUGAAUUCAUUAAAUGGAAAUGGUUUCCUUGUGGUAUUA